This is a messenger RNA of Ostrinia furnacalis (Asian corn borer), 2209 nucleotides long. RefSeq names its product E3 ubiquitin-protein transferase Katazuke (gene Kaz). Lineage: Eukaryota; Metazoa; Arthropoda; Insecta; Lepidoptera; Crambidae. Gene Ontology annotation, molecular function: protein binding; ubiquitin protein ligase activity. The record is from RefSeq and is a predicted model, not a curated record. Gene Ontology annotation, biological process: proteasome-mediated ubiquitin-dependent protein catabolic process. Gene Ontology annotation, cellular component: GID complex; cytoplasm; nucleus. The transcript has 10 exons. The coding region runs from base 196 to 1377 and encodes 393 amino acids.
CUCUCAUGGUUCAUAAUACGUAGGGAAAGAAAGAAACAAAACAUAUUUACAUCUGCCAGUAAUGUAAUUUUUGCCAUCGCAUUAUUUUGUGCGUGUAUCUUUUCUGGAUUGGAAUUUUUGUCACGAGUUGCUCCAGCACAAAAUUCCCUCAUCAGCGUAUUAAAGAAGCAACUGGAGAUAUACGAAUUCAAGAAAAUGAACGAAAUUAAGUCUCUGGAGCAUGCUACUUUGAAGGUCCCUUAUGAGGUGUUCAACAAGCGGUACCGCAACGCACAGCGAGUCCUAGACGUGGAAGCUAGGCAGGUAUCGAGUGCAUGCUCCGAAAUAGACAAUGCUGUGAAGAACCAGAAUGUCCCAACUGGAGAAAUUGACUCACUGCUGGGAGGAAUGGUAGAAAAGUUAACAACAAUGAAGCGUAAAGCAUCUGAAGCGAUAAAUGAGGAACUGCAGGCAGCUUAUGUGUGCAAGAAACGUCUAGAACAUCUCAAAGAACACGCCAGUUCACUCUCUGAGACUAGCUCUCCACAAGUCAGGACGGCAAUGAACCAGUGGCGCAAGGUGCGUCUGGACCGCAUGCUGGUAGACUACUUCCUACGCAACGGGUACUACGAGUCCGCCGCCAAGCUGGCCGAUGCCAGGGAACUGAGAGACCUCACUAAUGUCGAUAUCUACUGCGCGGCGGCGGAGGUCGAAGCCGAGUUGCUAGCGCGUCGCACGGCCCGCGGUCUGCAGUGGUGCGCCGACAACAAGUCUAAACUACGCAAGUUCAACUCCACCAUGGAGUUCAAGAUACGCAUACAGGAAUUCAUCGAACUAGUCCGCGAGGACAAACGAUUGGAGGCGGUGCGCUACGCCAAGAAGCACUUCUCUACUUACGAGGAAGGACAACUGGAAGACAUUCAGCAUUGCAUGGGAAUGCUCGCUUUUCCCAAAGAUACAGACGUGCAGCCAUACCAGUCGCUCCUAGCUGGCGCGCGCUGGACAGCACUAGUGGCGCAAUUCCGCUGGGAGCACGCGCGGCUGCUGCACCCCGCGCGGCUGCCGGCGCUGCCCGUGUGUCUGCAGCUGGGGCUGGCCGCGCUCAAUACGCCUCAGUGCUACAAAGAGAGCACGCGCGUGUCCGCGUGCCCGGCGUGCCAGCCGCCGCUUAACGCGCUCGCGAGGACUUUACCGCACGCGCACUGCUCGCAUUCGCGUCUCGUGUGCCGCAUCUCGGGCCGCCCGCUGAACGAACACAACCAGCCGAUGGUGCUGCCUAACGGACAGGUCUACGGAGAAAAGGCAAUCAAAGAAAUGGUGAAGCUCGGCUCCAUCGUCUGCCCGAAAACGAAAGAAGUGUUCUCUAUGAAGAGCGUCGAGAAAGUCUAUGUCAUGUAACUAAUAUAUUUUAUACAUGUAAAUAUUAUUAUAGCCAGAACCACCCCGCACUUUUCUAUACUCAGACUUGUAUAGAACAAUCUCAAAGACUACAUAGCACAUUAUAAAAACUUUUAAGGCAAUAAACGUAUUUUUUGUGCCUAAUUAUCUUAUUUUCAUUAAUUCCUAUAAAUGGCCAGUAUUCUUAACACUUUUUAUAAUAAUCUUGUUUCUUAUAAGAAUAAUGAGAUAUAACGACGCAAUUUUUUACAAGAUUCUAUUUUUUUUAAUUAAUGGGAAUUCAGCACCAAUUUAUUUUUCGAUAAGAAGAGCUAUGUAGUCUGUUAAUUAUCUUUAUUUACAUAGAUCAAGAUCUUUCCAUUGUAUUUUAUAAAUGACCGAUAUCAUAAUACAUUGCCUUAAUAUUUAUUUUAGUAAUGCCUAUAUUUUAUAUUAUAAUUGGCAUGUCAUGCUAAGAAGGCAGCAUUUAUAAUUUGCAUGCUAUUUCGUGAAAUAUGUAAUAGAGAUGUCUCUAUAAAAAUAGGGUAAAAGGUAACGAAGAUACAAAUAACUUGAUACUAUGAACGGCAAUGGAACUUUGUUUAAUGUUUUUAACUUUGUAUAUUAUCAUGUUUUAUACUAUAAAUGAAUAAUCUUCAAAGUUGCCAAUUUGUCCAAUGUAAGAUAUUAUAAAGAUCUCCAUUUUGACUUGAUUUGAACUAAUGCUGUGUUCAAUAUUAUUAUACGAUCAAGUUUAAGUAUUAACUGUUAUCUUUUUUACUCUGUUUUAUGUAGUAGUAGAUUGUAAUGAUAGUUAUAACGUCUCCCUGUAUCAUACUCAUUUACAUGCAAA